UCACACUGGACAGUCUUGCAGAAAGUCUCAGUAUCAUCCAACUUUGCCAUCCUAAAACAUUCUUACUUCCUUCAAGUGCAUAUAUAUAUAUAAUCAUGUUUUUAGUAUGAUAAAAGUGUGGUGAUCAAACUGAUAGUUUAGUGCUUCGAAUAGAAGAUAAUAACACACACCCCAACAUACAUUUUAGUUAUGAAAGAUACUGGAAAGUGAAGGAAGAGGAAGAUCAGUGCAAUAACGAUGGCAUACUAGGGAUUUAGAACUAGUUGGAUUUAACAGGAUGAAGAAACUUGAAUGGGAAUGGUGCUUUUUCCUUGCACUCACAUCUUUAUGGCUUCAAAUAGAUGCUGAAAAGGAAAAGCGUCAGAUUUUUAGAGAACAGGUACUUCCGGCAUUGGGAGGAAAGAUACCGGAAGAAGCUUUCAGAACCGAUCGGUUAGCACUGAAUCGUUUAAACAAAGAGGGCAUUGCUGUACCAGAUGGUGUUUUAUUAGAAUCUCGACAUCCACAUGUGAAACAUCCUCAUCAAAAACAUUCAUCGACGAAUGAAGUUCUUAAGGUUUACUCAACACGCGAUGGACGGUACGUGUCGCCUGAGGGACAUUAUCACUAUAAUAAUCCCAAGACCAUAGACACGACCUACAUCAUUAGAAGACCAGUUGGACAUGAAAACAGGCAGAAGACCACAGAUAAUUACGUCGAUUUUAAAUCAUAUAAUUUCAACAAGCUCCAGACUGAUACUUUUAAAAGUUACCCUGACAAUGUUCCACUUCCACCUACGAGUAAUAAUUAUAAGCCUAUCAUUACACCUUUGGUCUUCCCGUCGACAAAUGAAUUUUUGAAGCAAUCGUAUUAUCCAUCUUGGACUGUUGUCUACGACUGGAACACCUAUUAUGACCGUUUAAACGAAUACUACAACAAAAUCGCCUUGAUUAAUUCGCAGCAGAUUGUCACAGAUUACAACAAAUUUUGGACCGACUAUCAUAAACGAAUGCAAAGAGACAGCAGCGGAAAAUCCAUAAAACAGGCUAAUACAAAGCGCCAAUCAAUAUACGACUACCAGGAUUAUCAAGAUUUCCAACCAGUAGUGCCAAUUGAUCGACCAAUUUUGGUGAAAAAGAAGCCAAAGAAGGAUGAGCAAGACUUUAGUAAAAUUCCCGGAAUCCCGGGAGUGGAUUAUCCAAUUUAUCACACUGUACCUAGAACAAGUUUCUCGUGUGCUCACGUGCCUGCUUUGCCAGGGAUGUACGCGAAUGUUGAGACCGGUUGUCAGGCCUACCAUGUGUGUCACGACGGUCGAGAAGGAGAACAAGGAGCAACUUUCCUCUGCACAAAUGGUACUUUAUUUAAUCAAAAGGAAUUUAAUUGCGAUUGGUGGUACAAUGUGAAUUGUGCAGAUGCUCCAACAUUUUACAGGUAUAAUCUGAACCCGGAGAAAAAUCCAUAUGUACCACAAGCUCACAAGGAUGCAAUUCGUCAAGAACGACUCAAGAUUAUCGUAGUAUAGAUACUUACAUCGAAUAUUUAUGAAAACAUUUGUAUUCGAUUGACCUACUUUGUUAUAAAAUAUUGUAUUUGCUUUUAUUUAAUUGCGUAUAUUGUAAAAAAAUGUUUUCAUGUGAUGAAUUGUUGAUAAUAAUUUAUGUCAACGUGCUCUGCACAAACCUUGAAACUUGUGUUAAGAACGAAACAAUUUAGUGAUUAACUUACUCUAUAGAGUGAAAUAAUAUUCAUUAUAAAUAUUUAAUCAUCAUUUUUAUUUUAGUAUUUGUAAAAUUUUGUACGAAUAAAAGAA
Messenger RNA from Belonocnema kinseyi, 1792 nucleotides. RefSeq lists its product as uncharacterized. Bases 278 to 1504 code for a protein of 408 amino acids. The transcript has 9 exons. Gene Ontology annotation, molecular function: chitin binding. Lineage: Eukaryota; Metazoa; Arthropoda; Insecta; Hymenoptera; Cynipidae. The record is from RefSeq and is a predicted model, not a curated record. Gene Ontology annotation, cellular component: extracellular region.